Messenger RNA from Thunnus maccoyii (southern bluefin tuna), 1575 nucleotides. RefSeq names its product inactive pancreatic lipase-related protein 1-like. Gene Ontology annotation, biological process: lipid metabolic process. Lineage: Eukaryota; Metazoa; Chordata; Actinopteri; Scombriformes; Scombridae. The record is from RefSeq and is a predicted model, not a curated record. Bases 147 to 1553 code for a protein of 468 amino acids. The transcript has 14 exons. Gene Ontology annotation, molecular function: protein binding; triacylglycerol lipase activity.
CCAAGAGGCAGCAUGUAAAUGCAGAAUAAAAUUUGGUCCAAAAUAGAAUCCUGUGGGACUCCUUUGAGAACGGCCUGUCAGGUCAUCUAUCCAGAGUAUUUAAAGCAGUCCAGAGUUAGGUCAUCAUCUUCUUGUCUGGCCUCGAGAUGUCACCGAUGUGGAGUUUAGGUCUGCUCUGUUUCCUCACUGGCGCAUCAUAUGCGGCUGAGGUCUGUUUUGAGCUGGGCUGCUUUAAUGACCUGCCUCCCUGGGGGGGCACUACCCAGAGACCUAUCUCCGUCCUGCCCUGGGCCCCUGAGCAGAUAGGCACCCGCUUCCUCCUCUUCACCCAGAAGAACCGCUACUACCAAGAGAUCAAAACUGACAAAACUAUCCAUGCAUCAAACUACAAUGGGGUGAGACAGACUCGGUUCAUCAUUCCUGGGUAUUUGGAGAAAGACGAUGAGGAUUGGCCACAGGAGAUGUGUAAGGUGAUGAUGAAGUGGGAGAAUGUGAACUGCAUUGCUGUGGAGUGGAAGAAAGGUGUGAAGACUCAGUAUGCUCAGGCUGCCAACAACGCCAGGGUGGUGGCUGCCCAGGUGGAAUCCAUGAUCACAUUUCUCAUGGGCAACUUCAAGCAGAAGCCUGAUAAGUUCCACAUUAUCGGACACAGCCUCGGUGCUCACGCUGCAGGAGAGGUUGGCAGCAAGAUCAGCGGCCUUGCACGCAUCACAGGACUGGACCCAGCUGAACCCUACUUCCAGGACACUCCUGUCUCUGUGCGUCUGGACAUCAGUGAUGCCACCUUUGUGGAUGUCAUUCACACCGAUGGACUUCCUUUCAACUCCAAACUUGGUCUGGGGAUGUCACAGCCUGUGGGCCACAUUGACUUCUAUCCCAACGGAGGAGAACUGAUGCCCGGCUGUUCCCGCAACAGAGGCCGUCCCGCUGACCUUGAUGCCUUCUGGCAGGGUACCAAGAAGUUUGAUGCCUGCAAUCACGUCCGAGCCCACCAGUACUACAGCGAGAGCAUUGUUAAACCCCAAGGCUUUCUAGGAUAUCCCUGCUCUGACAAGGACAGUUUUGCAGCUGGAAAGUGUUUGCCCUGUGCAGACAAAUGUCCUCAGAUGGGCCACAAGGCUGACAGAUUCAUUGACAUGACUGAUGGCAUCUCAAAGACAAAGUACUUCCUCAACACGGGCAGGUCACAGCCCUUUGGCCGUUACAGCUACAGAGUGAAUGUAACUUUGGAUGGUCCCAGCUGGCCUAACCCAGGCUUCAUGUAUGUGGCACUCACUGAAGGCACUGAGACCACCAUGGAGUACAAAAUUCAUGCGGGUGCGCUGACGCCUGGAAGGGAUUACGAGGCGAUGAUCGACGCUGAGGUUGAUGUGGGUGAGGUGACAGAAGUGAAGUUUCGUUGGAACAACCACAUCUUAAAUCCCUCGAGACCUAAGUACGGUGCAUCCAAGGUGGAGCUGCAGAGAGGAAAAGACAAGAGGAUCUUUCUCUUCUGCGGAACAGAAAACGUGACGGAGAAUGCAAUCCAGUCUGUGCUUCCAUGCACAGUUUAACCUGCCCAGACCACCAUGUCGC